AUGGGCCUUCCUCUGGAGUUCCUGCAAAACUUGAUAUUGUUGUGCACUGAAAAUGUGCGUUUCCAGUUUGAAGGGAAGGCCUACAAACAGAUUGACGGCGUCGCCAUGGGUAGUCCUUUGGGACCAGUUCUGGCAGAUAUCUUUUUGGGUAUGAUUGAAAGGAAAGCUGCUGCCUGCAUUAGUGAAGCCAAGCUUUACAAGCGUUAUGUAGAUGAUAUUCUCGUUUUCACCAAUGGGGAACAUUUUGACCGUCUUUCUGCCCUCCUGAACUCAAUUCAUCCUAACCUUUCUGUAUCACAGGAGAAGGAAAAAGAGAACAGACUGCCGUUUCUGGACGUGCUCAUCAAAAGAAGGACCGAUGGCACACUGCAGCGCACUGUGUAUAGAAAAGCGACCUGGGGGGACAAUACCUGCAUUUUUCUAGCUUCGCCCCAGUCGCAUACAAGCGCGGCCUCGUAA
Dicrocoelium dendriticum is the source of this 459-nucleotide messenger RNA. NCBI's taxonomy places the organism in Eukaryota, Metazoa, Platyhelminthes, Trematoda, Plagiorchiida, Dicrocoeliidae. The record is from the annotation of a GenBank genome assembly.